Dothidotthia symphoricarpi CBS 119687 is the source of this 4751-nucleotide messenger RNA. RefSeq names its product glycosyltransferase family 24 protein. The record is from RefSeq and is a predicted model, not a curated record. Gene Ontology annotation, cellular component: endoplasmic reticulum. The transcript has 5 exons. Gene Ontology annotation, molecular function: UDP-glucose:glycoprotein glucosyltransferase activity. The coding region runs from base 231 to 4751 and encodes 1506 amino acids. Lineage: Eukaryota; Fungi; Ascomycota; Dothideomycetes; Pleosporales; Dothidotthiaceae.
AGACAGUACAUUGCUCUUGACGAUUUCACCAAUAUCUUCACGCUUGAUGCGUUGAUCUUUCAAUUCACUUUGGCCGCGUAAAGAGUCAUUUCCUUGGCCUGGAGCGAAAUGCUAUACGUUGCAACCUCUUGAUACCUGUUGGAGCUUGCCCUCAGCCCUGGACCCCGAGUACGACCUCCCUUUCCAAGAAACCGAGAAUAGGGUAAAAAUCCAAGGUAUAGCACCGCAUCAUGCGGGCUUCUGCGUCUUUGUUGAGCGCGAAGACUCUCUUUGCGCUCAGCACACUCAAACACAUCGGCGCCCUUGCAAGUCCGAGCAUCAACGUUGCUCUCGAAGCUUCGUUUAGUCCAGCACCCUUUCUAGUAGAGCUUUUAGAAACUGCCGCAGAAGAGAACGCGACCGCAUACUAUCCCAUCCUCGACCAGCUAGCUCGAGGCUACUUCGACGAGAAAGACACAGACAAGGAGAUAUAUGAUGCUUUUGUAGACUUGUUGAAGAACGAUGGACACAUUACCGAUCCCGAGACGUUCGCCUCCUUCGAAUUUGCGCUUUCCGUCCAUUCGGCCGCACCGCGCAUAGAAGCACACUAUCAGUUCUACAGGACUUCGGUGGAGCCUUCGUUAGUAGCGGAACAAAAGAAGCAAUGCCAGAUCUGGGUAUCGUUCGGUGGGAAGCAGUACUGCUCGCCGCACUUGGAUGAGCCAUACGGCGAUAUCGAGAGCGAACGCUUAGAUGAACUACCUUUUGAUCGCAUAGCUGGCAACAGCUCUGGCUUACCCUCGAUAGUGUAUGCUGAUAUCACUUCGCCUCGUUUCAAAAAGUUCCACAGCACGGUAAGCAGGACAGCCAAGGAAGGCAAGACAUCGUACCGAAUCCGGCAUAAACCGUCACUCAAGGCACCGAAGACCCCACUCGUAGUCAACGGUUAUGGUGUCGGGCUCCAAUUGAAGCGGACCGACUAUAUUGUUAUCGACGACCGGCAGACCGAACAAACGGACAAGGUUGCUGAACAAAAGCCACUGGGCAUGGAGCUUCGUGACGAUGAGGAGGUUACAGAUCUGAAGCCCUUGUCCAAGGAUGAGGUAUCAGAUCUCGGCCUAAAAGCUGCCAGCUUUGUUAUGAAGAGUGAACAGCCGAUGGAUACGCUCUUGAAGCUCAGCCAGGAUUUUCCAAAGUACUCGUCGGUCAUCGCUGCUCAAAACACGUCUGAGAAGUUCUUAGAAGAGUACAUGAUGAAUCGCGAACAGCUCCUUCCGUCAGGAUCGAGUGUGAUUUGGAUCAACGGCGUACAGAUCCCAGCCCGUGACGUGAACCCGUACUCGCUUUUGGCACAUCUGCGUCGCGAGAGGAAGUUGAUCAAUGGGGUUCGGAGCCAAGGCCUUUCAGCUCCUGAUGCUAUUUCACUUUUGUCGCACUCGGCCAUCACAGAUACCCAGGCAGGAGACGAGCCCCAACGCUACGACUUCAGAGAUGAGACCGAGGGAGGCAAUGUAAUCGUUUGGAUGAACAACAUAGAAAAAGAUUCCAGAUACCAGCAAUGGCCCAAUGGGUUGAGAUCUCUCCUCCAGCGGACUUAUCCAGGCCAACUACCUCAAGUUCGCCGAGAUAUUCACAAUGCGAUCUUAUCUGUCGACUUCACUUCCGCGGACGAUGUUUCAACCAUCAUCAACACUGUUCUUGGUCUCAUCAAACGCCACAUCUCUAUACGAUGGGGUUUCGUACCCCAGACACUGACUGCAGGAGCCGUAGAGCAAGCGAAGGUUAUCUACCAUUUGCAAAGCACUUACGGACUGUCUACCGUCAUCGCAUAUCUUGAUGCUUCAAAAGAAGCCAAGAAGCUAGCAAAGCCUGACAAGGCCAUAUUUGAUUCGAGCGUUGAAGGCGCCAAGCUCCGCAACGAACGUCAAGCACGCGAGCUGGCAGAUGUUUUGAAAUCAGAGGACCUUGAAGAGAGAAUCGACAGAUCCAGGAGAUACCUGGGACGCCUGGCAGCAGCUGGAUCAAAUGCCCCAAUCUUCGUCAAUGGAGCUCCCAUCCCUAAAGGCGAUGAUUGGUUAUCCCCGCUCAGCCAGAGAGUUAGUAUGGAUCUCCGUCAAAUACAGAAAGGCGUCUAUGAAGGCGACAUCCUCGAAGACAGUUGGGUGCCGUCAAACUUCCUGUCACGGGCCGCCGCCAAGCGCAAUCCUCUCAUUAUUCCAGAAAAAGAGAAAGACAUCACGCUCGUGAAUAUGGCCGAGUUUGAACAGAAUCACGGAGAAUCGUUCCAGAAGAUGCCGCGCAUACAGGCAGCAGAUUCGGCAAGCAAGAAGGACUGGGUGCAUCUCACGAUUGUUGGUGAUUUCGACUCGGAGUCUGGACUUGAGCUGCUCACAUCUGCGGUCAAGUACCGCGAGGAGAACCCAAAUGCUGAGAUAGUCCUGGUCCAUAAUCCUCAGACUGGCGCGGACCAGACAAGCACUGCAGAGGAGCUUUUGGACGCGUAUAUCAAGUCUGGCCGUAAGCUCACAACCGAUGCCUUGUUGGCUGUCUUGGCACAGAAGCCAGCGUCCUCUUCAAUCCCUUCACGAUCCAAGCGUUUCUGGGGAGCUGCAGAGCCACUGGUUGAAGCUCUCGGUUUCAAGUCUGGUCAGUUUGGCGUUGUCAUAAAUGGCCGAAAGGUGGGACCCAUCCCUAUGGAUCAAAUUUUUUCAAAGGUUGAUAUGGACACUCUCGUGACGUACGAAACGUCCAGACGCAUUCAGCCCCUGAACCAAGCUCUCGAGGACCUGGAACUUACAGCAAAAAUCGCAUCGCCGUUCAGUCUUGCGAAGAUCCAGUCUCUUGUGGCACUUUCCACAAUUUCUGAUGUCCCCGAAGGCAUGUUCGAAACAGCAUCGACACUGAGGAUGAACACGUUCAAGACUUGGGCUGACGAGCAUACCGCGAUCAUCAGAGGAGACAACAGGACGGCCAUCUUCCAGGUUGUGGCCUCUAUCGAUCCAGCUACUGAGCUCGCUCAGAAGUGGAUUCCUAUCCUGAAGACACUCAGCGAUAUGAAGGGUGUCCACCUCAAACUGUUUUUGAACCCCGUCCAGAGACUGCAGGAACUGCCGGUCAAGCGCUUCUACAGAUACCUCCUUGAUUCCAAACCUACGUUCAAGCCUGAUGGUUUCGUCGGCAGUCUGGAGGCCCACUUUUCUGGCAUUCCCAAAGAGGCUCUGUUGAAUUUGGACAUGGACGUCCCACCUUCGUGGCUUGUGGCGCCGAAAGAAUCCGUUCACGAUCUCGACAACAUCAAGCUGAGCACUCUGCCAGCCGGUGCCAACAUCGAUGCCAUAUACGGACUGGAGAGUAUUCUCAUCGAAGGUCACUCUCGUGACACGUCUAACAGUGGUCAACCACCUCGCGGCGCGGAGAUUGUCCUUGCUACUGAAAAGGAUCCCCACUUCGCCGACACCAUCAUCAUGGCCAACCUAGGCUACUUCCAGUUCAAAGCCAACCCCGGCAUCUACAACAUCCAGCUCAAGAGUGGCCGAUCGCAUGACAUUUUCAGCCUCGACAGCGCAGGCUCGCAAGGCUGGGUACCACAGCCCGGCGACGAGACAACGGAGAUUGCGCUCAUGAGCUUCCAGGGCGCCACGCUCUUCCCUCGCCUCUCACGCAAGCCCGGCCAGGAAGAAGCCGACGUGCUUGUUGUCGAAGAAUCCGCCGCGUCGGAACUCGUAGCCAAAGGCAUGCAGAAAGUGAACCAGCUACUCGGUAAAAUGGGCAUCAACUUCAACAGUGAGAAGAUAUUCCAAAAGGGCGCCGAGCUCCUCGCCGGCAACAAAGCUGGUGGAAAAAAGACCACCCAAGCCGACAUCAACAUCUUCUCCGUCGCGUCCGGCCACCUCUACGAGCGCAUGCUAAACAUCAUGAUGCUCUCCGUCAUGAAGCACACCAACCACAGCGUGAAAUUCUGGUUCAUAGAGCAAUUCCUGUCCCCGUCAUUCAAAGCCUUCCUCCCCACCAUGGCAGCAGAAUACAACUUCACCUACGAAAUGGUAACAUACAAAUGGCCGCACUGGCUGCGCGGGCAAACCGAAAAACAGCGCGAAAUCUGGGGCUACAAGAUCCUCUUCCUCGACGUCCUGUUCCCCCUCGACCUCCACAAAGUCAUCUUCGUCGACGCAGACCAAAUCGUCCGCACCGAUAUGCACGACCUCGUCACGCACGACCUGCACGGCGCACCCUACGGCUUCACCCCCAUGGGCGACUCGCGCACAGAAAUGGAAGGCUUCCGCUUCUGGAAAACAGGAUACUGGGCGAACUUCCUGCGCGGCCGGCCAUACCAUAUAUCAGCCCUAUACGUCGUCGACCUCGUGCGCUUCCGCCAGCUCGCUGCGGGCGAUCGGCUGCGCCAGCAGUACCACAGCUUAUCUGCUGAUCCGAAUAGUCUGUCCAAUCUCGACCAGGAUCUGCCGAAUAAUAUGCAGUUUAACCUCCCGAUUCAUAGCCUCCCGAGAGAGUGGCUGUGGUGCGAGACUUGGUGUGCGGAUGAGGAUUUGGCGGAGGCGAAGACGAUUGAUCUUUGUAAUAAUCCGCUUACCAAGGAACCUAAGCUUGAGAGGGCGCGCAGGCAGAUUCCGGAGUGGAAUUUGUAUGAUGGGGAGGUUGCGGCGUUGGCGGGGAGGGUGAGGGGGGAGGGAGUUGGGGGUGGGGCGGAUGUGCAGGAGGAGGAGCAGGUUAGGGAGAGGGAGAGGGAGAGAAGGGGGAGGAAAGAUGAGUUAUAG